This is a messenger RNA of Pyricularia pennisetigena, 462 nucleotides long. RefSeq lists its product as uncharacterized. Gene Ontology annotation, cellular component: cytosolic small ribosomal subunit; ribosome. The transcript is spliced from 4 exons. Lineage: Eukaryota; Fungi; Ascomycota; Sordariomycetes; Magnaporthales; Pyriculariaceae. The record is from RefSeq and is a predicted model, not a curated record. Gene Ontology annotation, molecular function: structural constituent of ribosome; RNA binding. Gene Ontology annotation, biological process: ribosomal small subunit assembly; translation. Bases 1 to 462 code for a protein of 153 amino acids.
AUGGCUGACGUCGAAUACAACGCCGAGGAGGCAGCUGAGAUCAAGAAGAGAAGAGCCUUCCGCAAGUUUUCUUACCGUGGUGUCGACCUCGACCAGCUCCUUGAUCUCACUUCAGACCAGCUCCGUGAUGUCGUUCACGCUCGUGCCAGGCGCCGAAUCAACCGCGGCUUGAAGCGCAAGCCCAUGGGCUUGAUCAAGAAGCUCCGUAAGGCCAAGCAGGAGGCCAAGCCCAACGAGAAGCCCGACCUCGUCAAGACCCAUCUCCGUGACAUGAUUGUCGUCCCUGAGAUGAUCGGUUCCGUCAUUGGCAUUUACUCCGGCAAGGAGUUCAACCAGGUCGAGAUAAAGCCCGAGAUGGUUGGCCACUACCUGGCCGAGUUUUCGAUUUCAUACAAGCCCGUCAAGCACGGUCGCCCGGGUAUUGGUGCUACCCACUCGUCUCGUUUCAUUCCUCUGAAGUAA